AUGGCGACCGCGAGGAAAAGAAUUCUCAAAGUGCUCACUUUACUCACCCUGUUCAUCUUCCUCACCUCCUUUUUCCUGAACUACUCCCACACCAUGGUGGCCACCGCGUGGUUCCCCAGGCAGAUGGUCCUCGAGCUCUCAGACAACUUCAGGAGACUCGUCAAUUACCCCCACAGGCCCUGCACCUGCGCCCGCUGCGUCGGACAGCGCGGGGUGUCCUCCUGGUUCGACGAGAGAUUCAACCGGUCCCUGCAGCCGCUGCUCACCACCAAGAACGCGCUCCUGGAGGAAGACACCUACAGCUGGUGGCUGAGGCUCCAGCGGGAGAAACAGCCCAGUAACUUGAACGACACCAUCAAGGAGCUGUUCAAGGUGGUGCCCGGGAACGUGGACCCCCUGCUGGAGAAGAGCUUGGUGGGCUGCCGGCGCUGUGCCGUCGUGGGCAACUCUGGCAACCUGAGAGAGUCCUGGUACGGGCCUCAGAUAGACAGUCACGACUUCGUGCUCAGGAUGAACAAGGCCCCCACGGCAGGGUUUGAGGCCGACGUGGGCAGCAAGACCACCCACCACCUCGUGUACCCCGAGAGCUUCCGGGAGCUGGCGGAGAACGUCAGCAUGGUCCUGGUCCCCUUCAAGACCACCGACCUGCAGUGGGUGGUCAGCGCUACCACCACAGGCACCAUCUCCCACACCUACGUUCCUGUCCCCACGAAGAUCAAGGUGAAAAAGAAUAAGAUCCUGAUUUACCACCCAGCCUUCAUCAAGUACGUCUUCGACAGCUGGCUGCUGGGCCAUGGGCGGUACCCGUCCACCGGCAUCCUCUCGGUCAUCUUCUCACUGCACAUCUGUGAUGAGGUGGACUUGUACGGCUUCGGGGCGGACAGCAAAGGGAACUGGCACCACUAUUGGGAGAACAACCCGUCGGCGGGGGCUUUUCGAAAGACUGGGGUACACGAUGGGGACUUUGAGUCCAAUGUGACGGCCACCUUGGCAUCCAUCAACAAAAUCCGCAUCUUUAAGGGAAGAUGA
Molecule: messenger RNA, 1029 nt
Organism: Lipotes vexillifer (Yangtze River dolphin)
Lineage: Eukaryota; Metazoa; Chordata; Mammalia; Artiodactyla; Lipotidae
Gene: ST3GAL1
Product: ST3 beta-galactoside alpha-2,3-sialyltransferase 1
Exons: 6
Coding region: 1-1029 (342 amino acids)
Biological process (GO): sialylation
Cellular component (GO): membrane
Molecular function (GO): beta-galactoside (CMP) alpha-2,3-sialyltransferase activity
Source: RefSeq, a predicted model, not a curated record